AUGGCGCGGACGAAGAACAACUCGGCCACCUAUGCGAGUUCCCGCAACCCCUGCCUCGACCACUUCUUCCAGGUCGUCCCCGACAUGCCGGCGCAACGCGUGCGCGAGCUCGUCACCAUUGCGUGGGCACAAGACCCGCUCACCGCGCUCAAGCUCAUCGCGAACCUCUGCGGCGUGCGUGGCACGGCCAAGUCCGACAGGGAGGGCUUCUACGCGGCCGCGCUCUGGAUGCACGAGCGCCAUCCCAAGACGCUCGCCUGUAACCUUCCCGCGCUCGCCGAAUUUGGCUACCUCAAGGACUUCCCCGAGCUACUCUACCGCCUCAUCCACGGCGCCGACACGCGCAAGCUCUACAAGGCCAAGGCGGAAACCCAGAAGAUCAGACGCAAGGUCCCGGAGGUCCGCACCGCCAGGCUGGCCGGAAAGAAGUGCGCGCACGGCCAAAGCGCGCCGUCUAUGGAGACAGAGGAGGCAGCCGUGGAGAACAAACCGGAGGCGAUGGAUGUGGCGGCCGCGAAGGAGAUCCCCAUGACGAAGGAGGUGCGGAAGGUGGUCAAGCUCGCCGUGCAAUCGCUGGAGACGUACUACGGCAAUGGCACCUACCGCUUCCUCUUCGACUGCGUCGCCCAGUUCUUCGCUGACCUCCUCGCCUCCGACCUCGAGCAGCUAGCACCCGGUGGCAGGAAGACGAAUAUCCGGCUCGCCGCCAAGUGCCCCGACUACUCUGACCUGUCAGAGGAGCACUACUCCUACCGAGUGCACCACCGUCUCCGCCGCGAGGUGCUUGUGCCGUUGCGGAAGGUCCUGGAGCUCCCGGAGGUGUACAUGAGCGCCCAGCGGUGGUCCGAGCUGCCCUACACCCGCGUGGCGUCGGUGACCAUGAGGCGCUACAAGGCCCUGUUCAAGAAGCACGACGAAGCGCGCUUCGACAAGUACCUCGAGGACGUUGAGGCUGGCAAGGCCAAGAUCGCGGCUGGCGCGCUCCUGCCCCACGAGAUCGCCGCCGCUGCGUUUGGUGGCGAGGCCGACGAUGUGUCGGAGCUGCAGUGGCGGCGCAUGGUGGAGGACCUCCGCAAGAAGGGGUCUCUAAACAACUGCAUCGCCGUCUGCGACGUUUCCGGGAGCAUGAACGGCACGCCGAUGGAGGUGUGCGUGGCGCUGGGUCUGCUCAUCUCUGAGCUCAGCGAGAAGCCAUGGGCGGGCAGGGUGAUCACGUUCAGUGAGACUCCCCAGAUCCACAAGAUUGAGGCAUGA
Messenger RNA from Miscanthus lutarioriparius, 1254 nucleotides. The record is from the annotation of a GenBank genome assembly. NCBI's taxonomy places the organism in Eukaryota, Viridiplantae, Streptophyta, Magnoliopsida, Poales, Poaceae.